AUGAUACGAAGGGGAUGUCGUGUGGCUUUACGUCAGCAGCUAUUAACCUCUCGUCUCUCGUCUCUAGUGGCAUCUCAAACAAUUGUGGAUGAUUGCUCCUUAGAAGAUGAGAAGUGGGUACGUCUUAUGCGACAGACGAGUCAUUUGGAGUCUUCUGUGCUUCUACCACUGAACGAGAAACUAUUGGGACCAUUAGACCGCAAGCACCGAGAGGAAAAGCUGCCGUCGCUGCCUUUUGUAUUCUUAUUGGGCAAUCAUUCAUCCGGAAAGUCAUCGUUUAUUAAUUAUCUAUUGAAACGGGAUGUUCAGUCUACGGGCGUAGCACCUACAGAUGAUGGCUUUACCAUCAUUGCUCCAGGACACGAGGAUCUAGACCAAGACGGGCCGGCAUUGGUGGGCGACCCCGACCUAGGAUUCUCUGGCCUACGGGUCUAUGGUCCGGCCCUUAUCCAGCGCACUCAGCUUAAGGUCCGUAAGGGUAUUCAAGCCAAAUAUAUGCUCGUCGACAGUCCUGGUAUGAUCGAUUCGCCACAGAGUCCGUCGCACUUGUCGCAGUUUAACAACAGAGCAACCAAUGGACAGCUGUCAUUGCAACACCCUCAGAAUAGCAUGAACUAUAAGGGACAGGACUCGGAUAGAGGAUACGAGUUUUCAAAGGUCGUGCGCUGGUACGCCGAACGUGCUGAUGUGAUUUUGCUAUUCUUUGACCCGGACAAACCAGGUACUACGGGCGAGACGCUGUCCAUCUUAACGCGGUCGCUGGCCGGAAUGGACCAUAAACUGCACCUCGUACUGAAUAAGGUGGAUCAGUUUUGCAAAAUUCACGACUUUGCUCGCGCCUAUGGCUCUCUUUGCUGGAAUUUAAGCAAGGUCAUCCCGCUGAAGGACCUGCCGCGUAUAUACACCAUGUGCAUCCCUACCAAGGACAAUCAGCAGCAGACAGCAGAGGGAUUGGGUGCAUCCAUGAGAGACUUGGACGCUAUGCGAGAGGAAGUGGUGAGCGAGGUGCAGCGCGCUCCAGAGCGCCGGGUGGACAACCUUAUCACGAAUCUAUACGACUCGUCGCGGCUACUGAAAAUGCAUGCUGAGGUCUUUGGUGACCUCCGUACUCGGCAUGCUAGUGAGAAAUGGCGGCGUUCAGCUCUCGUGGUGGCUACGUUUGUGGGAGGAAAUGCGUUGGCGGCUUCAGCGCUAGCAGGUGGCGUUGCCGUUGAAGCUGUGGCGGGACUAUCCGUUGCAAGUGUGCUAGCAUCUGUCGGUGUCGUAUGGCACAACUCGACAGUGAUGGCACAGCUUGAGCGCGAUCUGCUGCAUGAGGAUUCGCUAAGCGAGUUAUUCCGUCGUCGGUACGGCCGUCAGUUGGCAGAGGAAGAUGAGUAUGUGCUGUCAUUGUGGAAGCGCGUGUUGCCUACACUGCAGGUUGCAAUGCAAACACUGGGCUUUAGCAAGUUACCUAAGCUGAAAAACUCUGAAAUUGCAGCAAUCGAUAACAUUGUGAGAAACGAAAUCCCGGAUCUGCGUCGGCAGUGUGCCCCUUCGGAUAGCAGUUUGGCCCACCAGAUUGCCAAGAUGUUCCGCAAUUGA
This is a messenger RNA of Peronospora belbahrii, 1584 nucleotides long. The record is from the annotation of a GenBank genome assembly. NCBI's taxonomy places the organism in Eukaryota, Oomycota, Peronosporomycetes, Peronosporales, Peronosporaceae.